AUGAUGGCAGUAGAUUAUAGUGCAUAUUUCCUAGGACACACCAAAGGCGUAAUGGGAAAGACCUUACACGUGAUGGAAGGGGCAUUGCGUUUUCUGCGGCCCACUGGCCAUCGGCGGCUGAAAGCAGCAGAUGGCGGUGCCGAGACGGGAACGGCUCCCAGUCUUAAAGUGCGAAAAGUCGUCACUCGUCGCGAUCUGUUAGACGACGCAAUUGCGUCGCUGGCUUCGACCACCGACUCAGAGUCCGCCACGUUGUCGGCAUCGGGUUCAGGUGUAACCCGUCAUGUGCGAUUUGCCCCCUCUAUGUCGUCAAAUACGAAAUCCAGCCCACCCCGCCGGGCUGCAUCCUCCGGAGGCCACAUAACGCAUCCGCUGCCGUCGAAGACGCACGCGGACGCCCCUCCUGCUCCGCAGCUGUGUAUGCGUUCGCGUACCAGCUUUGGCGGGCUGGGAGAUCCGUUUUGUUUGGCGGUACCGUUAGGAAGUGACCACUCGCUCAAGGGCGAGAGGACUAUUCUCAACGAGGCAUAG
This is a messenger RNA of Lachancea fermentati, 531 nucleotides long. Lineage: Eukaryota; Fungi; Ascomycota; Saccharomycetes; Saccharomycetales; Saccharomycetaceae. The record is from the annotation of a GenBank genome assembly.